Messenger RNA from Spea bombifrons (plains spadefoot toad), 1470 nucleotides. It is a transcript of the gene EGR4, whose product is annotated as early growth response 4. Gene Ontology annotation, molecular function: RNA polymerase II cis-regulatory region sequence-specific DNA binding; DNA-binding transcription factor activity, RNA polymerase II-specific. Lineage: Eukaryota; Metazoa; Chordata; Amphibia; Anura; Pelobatidae. The transcript has 2 exons. Bases 13 to 1458 code for a protein of 481 amino acids. The record is from RefSeq and is a predicted model, not a curated record. Gene Ontology annotation, biological process: regulation of transcription by RNA polymerase II.
CUCUGGGAACUGAUGGAUCUCUCCCGCCAGGACUCUCUCCAUCCCAAAUUCCAGGAGGGCUGUGACCUGAAAGAAGAAGGAGAAGCAGGGCGAGCCAUGGCCCCCGGAGAGCCGCAGCAGCAGCCCCCCAGGACCCAGGAGCUUACAUCUGGCUUCCAUGAAGAAAAUGGAGACACCGCCGACUACUUAUUCCUCGGCAGCCAGCCCUCCCCACCUCUCCCGCUCAACUACUCCGGGAGCUUCUUCAUCGAGACUGCCCCAGACAACCACCAAGACCAAGAAACCCUGUUUAACAUCAUGUCGGGCAUCCUGGGCCUGUCCUCUUUCUCUGCCCCGCAACGGCCAAGGAGACAAGAGGCGCUUUAUUCUGUUCCCGAGGCCAUGCAGAACCACAUGGACCUUUACUCCAACUCCCAACCCAGCCUGGACAUCAGCGUCCCGCAGCCCUACGCCAGCCAGCUUUACUCUGCCUUUAGCAGCACCGAGGACAUUCAUCAGGUGCCGAGUUCACCGAAUCUGGGCAGCUCCUGCUCCUCACAAUGCUUUUUUGACUCCAAGGUGAUUCCGGGCAAGCAAGAAUUGGAUGCUUCCCCCGUGUCCCCCUCUCUGGAUUCAUUCGGUUCCAUAUGCCAACAGUGGGAAACCCAGACCCCCCAAAACCUUGGCCCAAGUUCCUACCAGCCAGACACUUUCUUGCAGUCUGAUGGAUCGCUGCCCAUGUUUCACCCACUGGAGUCCAAGGUGGAGAACGUCCUUUCCGCCUGUUGCCAGCCACACAUGGGCACCAUGGCAGAUGAUGGUGCUCUCUACAACGCCAUGGACUUCACCUGCCCGUCAGAGACUUACCAGACAGAUUUUAACGAGACCAAGGUGGACUUGAAACCUCAGCUGAUGGUAGAUUUCAAGUAUCUGGGACCUCAAGUGGCAAUGGUUCCAGGGCUUAUGAGGCAGGAGGACUCUAUUCAUCACCAGUCCCCACCACUCAUCUCCGCCGACUUUCUGGGCCAUUCCCCAAGCGCGGACCACACCGUCCUCCCAGCCGAUGGAGGGAACCCAAUCGGCGAGCCAAGGAAGAAGUACAGGAGAAACAAAUUCCCUGCCAAGUGUUUUCGCCCCAAACCUCACGAGAAGGCCUUCGCCUGCCCGGUGGAGAGCUGCAUCAGGAGCUUCGCCAGGUCGGAUGAGCUUAAUAGACACCUGAGAAUCCACACCGGACACAAACCCUUCCAAUGCAGGAUCUGCUUGAGGAACUUCAGCCGCAGCGACCACCUCACCACCCACAUCCGGACUCACACUGGUGAGAAGCCCUUCUCCUGCGACCUGUGCGGGAGGAGGUUCGCUCGGAGCGACGAAAAGAAAAGACACGGCAAGGUCCACCUCAAGCAGAAGGCCAGGACGGAGGAGAAACUCAAGGGACUUGGCUUCUACGCCAUGGGCUUAUCAUUCGGAACCUUAUAAGAUACCUCCAAA